AGGUUUUAUAGAAUACUUUAUUCUCUUUGUUCAUAUAUCAAGAUUAUUGAUAAUCGAGAACGAUAUGUUGUAGUAUUGAUUUUGUAAGCGCUUAGUUCGUACAUACGACAGGCGCCAUUGUCAUCGCGACAGUUACAGGUAUCCUCUAACCAAGCGAACUUAGUUUAUUUCUUGAUUCAAGGUCGUCGCUUUUUCUUAUAUUUAUUCUUCAUAGUACACUUUUCAUUUCUCUAUAUUUGUCGGUAUCUAAGUUCCAUGCGCCAUUCACGUAGUAGUUGGCGCACGUCACGUGGAAAGCGCGCCUAAUUACAUAAUAUACUCAACGCAGACGGUAUAUUAUAUGCCACACCCCCUUCUGUAAUUCGUUGAUUUAAGGACGACUCGUCUACGAACUUUCUUUAAUUCGCGCAAAUAAUAAAUUAAUUAACGAUCGUUAUAUAUUUUAAGGUUAUUUUAUUAUUUCUUUUUGAUAGACGUAUGGAUUAUAUAGUCUAUAUAAUGUGUAACAUUGAAGCAGAUGGUUGUUUACAAGAAAAACACAAAUUAAUGUACUACAGGUUUUUUAAUGAAGUUGAACUAUUUUGUUAAAUUCAUAUAUUUAUAUUCAAAAGUAGGAAUUAGAAGGCAUUGUUCAAGAUGACGGAAUACUGGCUUAUAUCAGCACCAGGAGAUAAAACUUGUCAACAAACAUGGGAAACCAUGAACAAUUUAACUUCAAAACAAAAUUCUUUAUCCGACAACUAUAAGUUUCAUAUACCUGAUCUUAAAGUGGGAACAUUAGAUCAGUUAGUUGGGCUGUCAGAUGAUCUUGGAAAGUUAGAUGCAUUUGUGGAACAAGUUACGCGUAAAGUGGCAACUUAUAUGGGAGAAGUUCUAGAAGACCAAAGAGAUAAACUACAUGAAAAUCUUUUGGCCAAUAACAGUCAAACAUCAGUGGAUGGGGAGAGCUUGAGCCCCGAAGGGGGUCCGGACACCCCGCCAAACACACCCGUUACUCCAUCACACAAGACUUCAAAGGACCAUCACAAGCAGUGGAAGGAGUUGGACAAGUCAGAACCAGAAGCAGCCGCCUGUUUAGGUCAGCAUUAUCACCAUCGUCAUCAUCACCAUGACCAUCGUUAUAGCCACUAUCAUCAGAACCAUCUAUCCAACUCUGAAAAGAAGUCAUUACAUAAUACUCAAGGUGUCAGCGAUAUUCGAACGUCGAAUGAUCCUUCGUCAGUGUAUUCAUGUUAUCGUGCACGUUGGUGCACUGCUUCAACUCCUUCAACACCUACUCCAAGUCCUGGUUCUGCAAGCCCAACCCCUUCCUUUUCAUCAACCUGCAGCAGUGAAGAAGAUAACAAAUGGCAGUCAACAAUACAUCCUAGGAGUACUGAAAAAGCAGACCGAAUCAUCUCUAAUCGUGCAUCAGUUGACAAUAAUGACGAUGACGACCAUGAUGUGGACCAAAGCGAUGACCAAGAUCAAGACCAUAGUGGCAGUUUGCCUAAUCCAGGUGAUCUACCUUCGUAUAUAACUCGAUUCCAGUGGGAUAUGGCAAAAUAUCCGAUCAAACAAUCCUUAAGAAAUAUCGCGGAUAUAAUUAGCAAACAAGUGGGCCAAAUAGAUGCAGAUCUUAAAACCAAAUCAACAACAUAUAAUAACUUGAAAGGCAGCCUACAAAAUCUUGAAAAAAAACAAACAGGAAGUUUGUUAACAAGAAAUCUAGCAGAUUUAGUGAAGAAGGAGCAUUUUAUUUUAGACAGUGAAUAUUUAUCAACGUUACUUGUAAUUGUACCAAAGUCUAACUUUCAUGAAUGGUACAGUGGGUAUGAAAAAUUAACAAAAAUGAUUGUGCCACGAAGCACACAGCUUAUAACUGAAGACUCAGAAUAUGGAUUAUUUACAAUCACAUUGUUCAAAAAAGUUAUUGAAGAAUUUAAAUUGCAUGCUCGUGAGAAAAAGUUUAUUGUGCGCGAUUUCACAUACAAUGAAGAAGAACUUGCUGCAGGUAAAAAUGAGAUUACAAAACUGGUAACCGAUAAGAAAAAACAAUUUGGAUCACUAGUACGUUGGUUAAAAGUAAAUUUCAGUGAAUGCUUCUGUGCUUGGAUUCAUGUUAAAGCUCUGCGUGUAUUCGUAGAAUCUGUUCUUAGGUAUGGUUUACCAGUUAAUUUCCAAGCAAUUUUAUUGCAACCACAUAAAAAAUGUAUGAAGCGAUUACGUGAUGUUUUAAAUCAAUUGUAUGCUCAUUUGGAUUCUUCUGCUACUGCAUCAUCACAGAACCAAGAUAGUGUGGAUAUACCAGGAUUAGGAUUUGGACAAAGCGAUUAUUUUCCUUAUGUGUAUUAUAAGAUUAAUGUGGAUAUGGUUGAUAGUAAGGUGUAAUAAUUCACACUUGUAAAAAUCCUUCCUUUAUAUUUCAAUUACCUUUUCACUUUUUCAGGCGACUAUUAUUAUUCAUAAAUGCAUACAAACCAAUAUUUUAUCUUUAUAUCAAAGAUAGAAUUUUGUUUGCAUUUGUAGAAACGCCAUUGCAUUCUUUUAUCUUUGGUUACCAUAUAAUUGUAACAAUUUAUUCCAGAAAAUGUAAUUGUGUAAUUAUUCAUCAGAAAUCACUAUUUUUAUAGCAACUCAUAAUAUUUGAAAAUGCACAUAAAAUUUAACAUGAAUUGCAUAACAAAUUUGUAUAAGAAGUUAUAUAUUAGUGUGUACAUAUUUUAUUUAGAAAUAUUAAUUUUCAUUACAUAGACUUUUUUCUUCCUACUUUGCCAAAGAUUGGAUUUACAUAACUUGUUGCAAUAGUAAAGAAGAUAAUGAAAUAAAAUUACCGUUUAUAAAAUUAAAUAUUUGUUAAUCAUAUGCACACUCUUGCAGUAUGAUUAUUUUUUGUGUAUCUACGAAAUGCAUAAUUUUACAUACAACUUCUAUAUCAUAUUUCAGCAGGUAAAGAAAUUAUAUUAUUUAUUAUAAUAGAAAGAGUGUUGCUGUGCAUCACUUUAUUUGUUUUUAAAUCUUGCCUGUAGAAUCAAACACAAUACGAUCUUAAUUCACUCAGGAAAAGUAGGCAUUAGAAUAUUUAUGCAUAUUAUUAUUUGUGCGUUAUCUUGUUCUACUUUUAAAGUGAUUAUUUAUCACUUUAAAUGCCAAUAAUAUAAUUGUUAAAUAUGUACGCAUUAUACACACGUGAGCGUGCGGAAAAAUACAUGCAUAUAAUAAGAAAGCUGUAUGCUUAUUAAGGCCUGGAUUCUGGGCAAUAUGUUAAAAUUAUGUUUUUGUCAAAAAUGACCAGAAAUAUAAUAUUGUUCGUAUAUGA
This is a messenger RNA of Vespula vulgaris, 3298 nucleotides long. It is a transcript of the gene Vha44, whose product is annotated as V-type proton ATPase subunit C. Gene Ontology annotation, molecular function: proton-transporting ATPase activity, rotational mechanism. Gene Ontology annotation, biological process: proton transmembrane transport. The record is from RefSeq and is a predicted model, not a curated record. Bases 637 to 2370 code for a protein of 577 amino acids. The transcript is spliced from 9 exons. Gene Ontology annotation, cellular component: lysosomal membrane; vacuolar proton-transporting V-type ATPase, V1 domain. Lineage: Eukaryota; Metazoa; Arthropoda; Insecta; Hymenoptera; Vespidae.